Messenger RNA from Cottoperca gobio, 1459 nucleotides. It is a transcript of the gene lgals8a, whose product is annotated as galectin 8a. The record is from RefSeq and is a predicted model, not a curated record. Gene Ontology annotation, molecular function: carbohydrate binding. Lineage: Eukaryota; Metazoa; Chordata; Actinopteri; Perciformes; Bovichtidae. The coding region runs from base 77 to 1036 and encodes 319 amino acids. The transcript has 9 exons. Gene Ontology annotation, cellular component: cytoplasm.
CAACCGUGCUGACGUUAAAAUAAGGAAGUACACAAAAGUCCAAAGUAGCUUCACGUCGCAGCUGUUCUGCUUCAAAAUGUCGGUUUCAAACCCCCGACAGACGUUUUUAAACCCGGUGAUCCCCUUCUCCGGGACGAUCCUGGGCGGUCUGCUGCCGGGGGAGAUGGUUCUGAUCCAGGGCUCGGUGCCGUCUGAUGCCGACAGGUUCCAGGUGGACUUCACGUGUGGCAGCAGCCUGACGCCGCGGGCCGACGUGGCGUUUCACUUCAACCCGCGGUUCAAGCGGUCGCCGUGCAUCAUCUGCAACUCGCUGCAGGGGGAGCGCUGGGGCCGGGAGGAGACGCUGUACGUGAAGCCGUUCUCUGUCGGGGAGACGUUCGAGCUCGUCGUGCUCGUCCUGCCUGACAAGUUUAAAGUGGCGGUGAACGGAGGUCACGUGUUGGAGUACGAACACAGGUUGGAGCUGGAGCGGGUCGACACGCUAUCCGUAUCCGGAAAGGUCAAAGUUCAAGCUGUGGGCGUCCUCCCGAGUGCCAGUGAAGUUUCUGCUGCGGCCGCUCCGACCAAUCAGGAAGCACCAGAGAGGAAACUUCAUCACACGCCAAUAAUUUCACCUUCAGGCGACCUGAGCGUUCCCUUCAGAGGCGAGCUGGUGAAAGGCCUGAGUGUCGGGCGCAGCAUCACAGUGAGAGGAGAAACCCGACGUAACGCACAGAAUUUUGUUGUGAACCUGCGAGUGUCCGGCGGCAGCGACAUCGCUCUUCAUCUGAACCCUCGUCUGAAGAAAGAGGUCUUCGUCAGAAACUCCUUCCUGUCUGAGUGCUGGGGCCCCGAGGAGAGACAUCUGGCCUCCCCCUGCCCCUUCAGUGCGGGACAAUACUUUGAGAUGAUCAUCCUGUGCGACUCGCAGCAGUUCAGAGUCGCCGUCAACGGGCUCCACCAGCUGGACUACAAACACCGCGUCCAGGACCUGAGCCGCGUCGCGCAGCUGGAGGUUCUGGGAGACGUCACGCUGCAGGACGUCAACAUCCUCUGAACGCUCUGCAGCAAAAUCUAUAUACUUCUAAAAGUUCUUUUCUAAUCAAGACGCUAACGAACAGAAAUAACUGGUGAACGUUUGUUUAACUCGUUCCUGUUGAUGCACUUUGACCAGAUCAAAUAAACUAACCAUGUAAACAUUUUAGACUUCUAUCUGUGAAUCACCCCCCACCCAUACAAUGUAAACACAUAAGGGACAUUCAUGUUUGUUUAAAGUAUGUAUGACUUGUACAAACAUGUUUAUAAGAUGUAAGUAUUUUAUUUGAUGUUUGAGUUUCCCCCACGAGGACGUCCUCGUUGCUGGUGAACAUCACUUAUUCCGCCGUGUGCGAUGCUAACAUCUGAAUGACACUUUACAUAAAACACGAGUUGUCCCGACUCUGCUUUAAUAAAUAAGUGAAGGUCUCCUCACAUUUGGUAC